AUGGAAGCUUGUCACUCUCCACAGCAACACAAUGUCACCUCAUAUGGGGCCACAACUGUGGCCAUCAUCACCCUGGAGGUGUUUGCUGGAACAUGGAUAAAUGCUUUCAUCGUUUCUGUGCUUUGCAUUGGCUGGGUCAAAAAGAAGACCCUAAACUCAAAUGAGAAGAUCUUACUGCUGCUGGGUUGCUCCAGGAUUUCCUAUUUGUGCUUCUCGUGGGUAAAUAACUUCCUUUUAAGAAUUUCUCCCAAUUACCUUUAUGUUCACACCAUACUUCAACUACUUGCAUCUUUUACAACCUUUUUAAAUUAUUCCAACUUGUGGUUUUCAGCCUGUCUUUGUGUUUUUUAUUGCAUAAAAAUUGCUAAUUUCAGGAACAGCUUCUUCAUCUACCUGAAAGUAAAAAUUGACAGGAUGGUGCCCUGGCUUUUGUUGGGGUCAGUGCUUUCAGCCUUGGCUAUGAGUAUCAUUAUCUAUGACAUCACUGAAACUGCACAGAGGAACAACCACACUUUCAACUGCCUUGGAAAUAUUUGGGAAGAAACUAUCAAAAUGGAUAAGCAUUUUUUCUAUUCUUUCUUUCUUGCUGGCUUUGAAUUUGCUGCUUCAUUCCUGGCAGUCAUCUUUUCUGCUCUUUUCCUUCUCUUUUCUCUCUGGAGACACAAACGCAAGAUGGAGACAAACUCCAUGAAGGACCUCAGCACAGAAGCCCACAUCAGAGCCAUGAAAUCAAUUCUCUCCUUCUUAGUGAUGUACAGCAUCAACUUUGUAUGUUUGAUCUUGACAAUAAUUUAUACCAUGAAGAAUGAAAAUAUCAUGACACUUCUUACAUCCAUGUAUCUGUAUGCUUUUCCAGGUGUUCAUUCCUUUAUUCUGAUUUUCAGCAAUCCCAAGCUGGAAAAGGCACUGCUAAAGAUUCUCUCCUGUGUGAAGUACAAGUUUUUAAUGAAGUAG
Messenger RNA from Hirundo rustica (Barn swallow), 954 nucleotides. RefSeq names its product taste receptor type 2 member 9-like. Gene Ontology annotation, cellular component: membrane. Gene Ontology annotation, biological process: G protein-coupled receptor signaling pathway; detection of chemical stimulus involved in sensory perception of bitter taste; sensory perception of taste. NCBI's taxonomy places the organism in Eukaryota, Metazoa, Chordata, Aves, Passeriformes, Hirundinidae. The record is from RefSeq and is a predicted model, not a curated record. The coding region runs from base 1 to 954 and encodes 317 amino acids. The transcript has a single exon. Gene Ontology annotation, molecular function: bitter taste receptor activity; G protein-coupled receptor activity.